AUGCAGACCAAGCAUUUCAUCGACGAUCCUACUCACCUGGUCCACUCGGCCUUACACAGUUUAACCCUCACAAACCCUUCCCUUUCUUUGGACCUAGAAAAUAAAAUCGUGUAUCGCAAACCUACAAAAGACUCGUUGAAGGAACCGAAAGUCUCCAUUAUAUCUGGAGGAGGCUCUGGUCAUGAGCCUGCAUUUGCCGGUUUCGUCGGAAAGGGCUUCCUCACUGCUGCUGUCGCCGGCACAAUCUUCGCCAGCCCCAGUGCCGAAGCUGUCCGACGUGCUGCGCUUUCGAGGGUCCCAACGGAGAAAGGCAUCGGAAUCUUUACUUUUUCGUAUACGGGAGACAUCCUGAACUUCGGACUGGCGGCGGAGAAAGCAAAAGCCGCAGGGAUCGACACCGAGUUCUAUGCGAUCGGCGACGAUGUUGGUGUGGGCCGGGCGAAGAGUGGAAAGGUGGGAAGACGAGGGAUUGGAGGCUCCAUCUUGGUCCUGAAGAUCGCAUGUGCACUUGCAGAGGCGGGUGGAAGUCUGGCGGAGGUCUACAACUUGACGAAGCAGGUUGCCGGGAAUCUGGUGUCUGUUGGAGCCUCAAUGGAGCACGUCCACGUCCCUGGCCGCGCCGCGCCUGAUCCGAACUCCGAUGAGAUCGUCCCAACUGAAGAGAUCGAGAUUGGAAUGGGUAUUCACAAUGAGCCGGGCAGUCAUCGCGUGUCUGCAACGCUGCCGGAGCUGGUCAAGACCAUGUUGGCCCAGCUGCUCGAUCCGAACGACACGGACAGACACUAUGUGGACAUCACGAAGAAGGACAAGGUGGUGCUGCUGAUCAAUAACUUAGGUGGCGUCAGCAAUCUUGAGAUGGGUGGCAUCGUUGCCGAGGUCCACCAACAGCUUAAACAGAAUUGGGAGAUCGUGCCAGUGCGAGUUAUUUCAGGCACCUUCAUUACCUCGCUGAACGGGCUGGGCUUUUCUGUCUCCCUACUCAAGCUGGAAGACACUGGCCUUGGAGAGGGCAAGUCCAUGCUCGAACUCCUUGAUGCCCCUGCCGAGGCUGUCGGUUGGGCGGCAGCAAUUCAGACAUCGACGUGGGAGGCCGACAACACCGGAACGAUGGAUAAAUCGAUUGAGUCAGGCGAGGCUAAACCCAGCAAGUUGACCAUCGAUCCUAAACAGGCACACGCCGUUCUCAAGGCAGGGCUGGACACCCUCAUCGCUGUUGAGCCAGACGUCACCAAGUUCGAUACGAUUGUUGGCGACGGCGACUGUGGCAUCGGCCUGAAACGGGGCGCUGAGGCUGUUCUCGAAGAGCUUUCGUCAGGGGAUUUGCCCACCGAUGCAGUUGCAUUCGUUAACAAGAUUGUCCCAGUCGUCGAGAACCACAUGGACGGGACGUCGGGCGCCCUCUACGCCAUUUUCCUAAACGCCCUGGUCCAUGGCCUCCGAGAACAAGACACCGGUUCCUCACGGGCGGUAGAUGCACCGAUCUGGGCCGCCGCACUGAAAUCCAGUCUCCAAGCAUUGGGCAGAUAUACGCCGGCAGUUCCGGGUGACAGAACCCUGAUGGACGCACUGGUCCCGUUUAUUGACACCCUAAGCGGCACCCACGACGUCAAGAAGGCCGCCGCUGCUGCUAGAGAGGGGGCAGAGAAGACGAAAAGCAUGAAGGCUAGCCUGGGCCGGACAGUCUAUGUGGGUUCGGAGAGCGAAUGGAUUGGUAAGAUACCCGAUCCCGGUGCCUGGGGCCUGCAAGAACUACUGGGUGGACUUGCUGGUGCUCUUUAG
Molecule: messenger RNA, 1779 nt
Organism: Capronia epimyces CBS 606.96
Lineage: Eukaryota; Fungi; Ascomycota; Eurotiomycetes; Chaetothyriales; Herpotrichiellaceae
Product: dihydroxyacetone kinase
Exons: 1
Coding region: 1-1779 (592 amino acids)
Biological process (GO): glycerol catabolic process
Cellular component (GO): cytosol
Molecular function (GO): glycerone kinase activity; ATP binding
Source: RefSeq, a predicted model, not a curated record